UCGAUCAUACGCGAAGUAAUGUAAAGAUAUCUGGAGUAAUUCCGGGGUGUCGUGAGGGAACGUGAUAAAGCCCAACCUCUAGCAUCAGUACCUAGCCUGCUGAAUCCCACUGAAUCGGCCUAUAUUUGUGAAACGUGUACUAAGUGUCACCAUGGAGACCCAUCAGAAUACCUACAAGGUUUUCCUCCUGUCACUGUUGAUGCUCCAGUCUUUUGCCGACUCUCGUAUUGUCAGGAUUGGCGCUAUUCUAAGCUCCGCACAAAACCAGCUGGAGUUUGAGGAGGCAGUACGCAAACUCAAUAACAAUUCCCAAGCUCCGUUAAACAUUCGGUUUGAGUAUACCUCCAUUAUAAUGGACCCUAACCGGAUCCGCUCAGCUCUGAAGCUGUGUGAUGAGUUAGUAAAGAAAGCUGUACACAUAGUAAUCGUGAGCCACCCACCACCUCAGGAUAAUGACCAGGCACCUAUCUCCGUGUCGUAUACCUGCGGUUUCUACAAUAUUCCUGUCAUUGGAAUCUCCACCAGGGAUAGCUCAUUCUCAGACAAGAAUGUACACCCCACAUUCCUGAGGACGGUGCCACCUUAUUUUCACCAGGCCGAUGCUUGGCUUAAGAUGCUGACAAAUUUUGGUUGGAAGCAAGUAAUCUUCAUUCACAGUAUGGACGAAGAGGGUCGCAUGAUUCUGAGUCGAUUCAAGUGGCUGGCUGAAAAGGAGGACAUCUUGAUAGAAAAGGUGUACAAGUACCCAUCAGGCAUUAAGAAGUUUACGGCUACAUUGAAGUCUAUACCUUCCUUACAGUCCAGAGUCAUACUUCUGUCAUCAUCAGAAACAGAUGCUGAACACCUUUUUAGAGAUGCAAAGAAUCUGAAUCUUACAACAGCAGGAUAUGCGUGGAUAGUGAGUGAACAGGCCCUGAAUGCUCCUUCCAUUCCUGUUGGUAUGCUUGGUCUGAGGUUGUCUAACAGUACGAAUGAAGACUCCCACAUUCAAGACAGUGUCCGUGUCAUUGGUCAGGCCAUGCAGAAGUUCUUCCUCGCCAACAGUGACCUACAGAAUAUCACUGACACACCCACAAACUGUCGGAGUGCAAACAAUAACUGGAAGAUUGGAACCCAGAUACUGGAAUCACUGAAGGCAGAGAAGCUGGAGAUGGGUCUUACUGGACAAGUGAGUUUUAAUGAGGAUGGGGACAGGGUGAACGCAGUUUACUCUAUCAGAAACACCCAACACCCUCAGGAAGACGACAAAAUGGUUGGCUACUAUGGCAACAAGCAGGCUACAGAACCUGCUCUUCAGAUCAAGAGUGAGAAUAAGAUUGUGUGGCCAGGAAACCUGAUGGUGAAACCUAAAGGUGUCAAGAUAUCCACUCAUCUCAAAGUGGUAACUUUGAAAGCCACCCCAUUUGUACACACAGAACUUAUGUCAGAAAAAGGCACCUGUGAGGAAAGCAAGAAUGAACGCGUAUGUUGGAAAGUCAACUCUACAACAGGGGAGAAAGUUGACUACUGUUGCUAUGGUUACUGCAUUGAUAUGUUGAUAGACAUCUCUAUGAAAGUGAACUUUACUUUUGAACUACACCUGAGUACAGAUAACUCCUUUGGCACUCUAACACGGAGUAACAACAGUAAGAUGAAGACAUGGAAUGGAAUGAUUGGAGAACUGGUCAGCGAACAGUCAGACCUGAUAGUAGCACCACUCACCAUCAACCCAGAACGGGCCGAACACAUUGACUUCUCCAAACCAUUCAAGUACCAGGGUCUCAUCAUAUUGGUCAAAAAGACUCAGAAGGAUUCCAGUCUAGCAUCCUUCCUGCAACCAUUCCAGGACACACUGUGGAUUCUGGUGGGCCUCUCUGUCCAUGUAGUGGCAUUAGUCCUGUAUCUUCUCGACAGAUUCUCUCCCUUUGGUCGCUUCAAGCUGGCCAAGAGUGACGAUACAGAAGAGGAUGCCCUCAACUUGUCUAGUGCAAUGUGGUUUGCUUGGGGGGUGCUGCUCAACAGUGGCAUAGGUGAAGGAACUCCUCGCAGCUUCAGUGCCCGUGUACUAGGAAUGGUCUGGGCCGGCUUUGCAAUGAUCAUUGUGGCAUCAUACACUGCUAACCUGGCAGCCUUCUUAGUGCUGGACCGUCCAGAGGCCUCAAUCACAGGGAUUGAUGAUGCUAGGCUGCGUAACCCUAAUGAAAACUUUAAGUAUGCUACUGUGAAGAACAGUGCUGUAGAGAUGUACUUCAAGAGACAAGUGGAGUUAUCUACAAUGUAUCGCCAGAUGGAAACAAGAAACUAUCGUACAGCUGAGGAUGCCAUUAAUGAGGUGAAGAAAGGUGAGCUACAAGCCUUUAUCUGGGAUUCAUCGCGUCUGGAGUAUGAAGCUGCCAAGGACUGUGAGCUAAUCACAGCUGGGGAAUUGUUUGGCCGGUCAGGUCUAGGUAUUGGCCUCCGAAAGAAAAGUCCUUGGACGCAUGACAUCUCGAUGGCAAUUCUCAAACUCCAUGAACGAGGCCGAAUGGAGGAACUGGAUAAUAAAUGGAUUCUCAAUGAAAGUACUGACUGCUCCGAGAGUGAAAGAGAUUCGGCUCCUGCCACACUAGGUCUAACAAACAUGGCUGGGGUGUUUAUGAUGGUGGCCGGAGGAAUAGUUGCGGGUGUCAUCCUCAUUUUCGUGGAAAUAGCAUACAAACGGCAUCGAGGAUUAAAGGAAAAGGAGUUAGAACUGGCACGAAAUGCUGCAGACAGGUGGAGGGGUAAUAUAGAGAAAAAGAAGCAACUGCGUGAAUCCUGGAACUUUCUCCGAGCUCUGAAGGAUGAAAAUCAGGCUGAAUCAAGUCAGAAAUAUGGAAAAGAAGCAAAAGAUCUUUGAUUUGUAGUGUUAUAUUGUAUUAUUCAUGUACAUGUGUCUUAUAAUUGAAUUACUAAUAUGAUUGUUUCUAGACAAACGUUAAUUAUAUAAGACGAGGAUGUAUACACCAGGUUAAUCUAUAAUCAUAACAUGGUGUUAAUAUUGUCUAAUUAUAUAGUAGAUAUAAAGUGUAGUCUUCUAAUCAAAGUAUAACAGAUAUUGAAAUUAUAUAUUUAUAUAUAUAUACAUUUGACAGUGCCCUUUGUGAUUAUAUGUAACACAUUUGACAGGGAACUUUGUGAUAAUUGUUCGACAUAUUUGACAGUGCCCUUUAUGACUAUUGUUUGACAUGUUUGACAGUGUCCUUUGUGGUCAUUGUUUGACAUGUUUGACAGUGCUCUUUGUGGUCAUUGUUUGACAUGUUUGACAGUGCCCUUUGUGGUCAUUGUUUGACAUGUUUGACAGUGCCAUUUGUGGUCAUUGUUUAACAUGUUUGACAGUGUCCUUUGUGGUCAUUGUUUGACAUGUUUGACAGUGCCCAAUGUGAUAAUUGUUUGACAUGUUUGACAGUGCCCUUUGUGAUAAUUGUUUGACAUGUUUGACAGUGCCCUUUGUGAUAAUUGUUUGACAGUGCCCUUUGUGAUAAUUGUUUGACAUGUUUGACAGUGCCCUUUGAUGUUGUGUUUCACUUGAAAGACAUAUCCAUUCCCUGUUACCCCUUUAUUAGCCCACCAUCAUCAGAUGGUGAGCUAUUCACAUCGCCCUACAUCGGUAGUCCAUCCGUCCGUCUGUAAACUAAUUUUGUUAUCACCGAGAAUCACUGAAUGGAUCUUUCUUAAAUUUCAUAUGUAUGUUUACCCUUGAUUUUGAAAUUGAUCAGAAAAACAAAAUGGCUGACAGGUGGCCAUCUUGGAUUUUGAUAUGCAAGAUUGUUAUCACUAUUUCUUAAGAAAUAUUUGAUGGAUCUCUCUCAAAUUUCAUAUGUGUGUUCCCUUUUGUCUCUACUUGUGCUCGUUUGAUAAUGGAUUUGGCAGGUAAAGAUUAUCAUCACUAUUCCUGCAAAGGAAUGUUAAAAUUUUUCAUCAUUAAGAGCAAAAUCAGAGAAGAGAGAGGAAAAAGAUGGGAAAAGUUCUAAUUGUUAAAGAGCAAAUAAAGAUCAAACAAUGGUGGGUGCCAAGAUCCCUGUGGGAUUUCUUGUCCAUAAAUAGUCCUGGUUUUCUAACAAAGUGUAAUACCAUUUAUGAUUGUUUUUAUUUAUUGUGAGUGUGGUUUAUUUAUUUUUAUUAUUUAAAAUUUUGUAUUUUUGAUGUGAGGAAUUAUUCACAAAGAUCAUGAACCACUUAAUUUUAUGUUUAUGUGUAGUAUGACAGGUGAUGUAAUAAUUUAAAUCACUAAUUUUUAAGUGUUAAUUAAUUGACCAUAUAUGGUAUGACUGUGUGACGUGUGUAUGGUUAGAAUUCCCACAUAGAGCCAAAAUGUGCAUUUGAUAAUACAAACACUCAUUUUAGGCAAAUACUGCAAAAUGAUUGUGUGAAAUGAGUCUAGAGAACUCACACCAUGUGUCUAUCUUAGACUAAGUCUAGAGAUCUCACACCAUGUGUCUGUCGUAGACUAAGUUUAGAGAUCUGACAUCAUGUGUCUAUCUUAGACUAAGUCUAGAGAUCUCACACCAUGUGUCUGUCGUAGACUAAGUCUAGAGAUCUCACACCAAGUGUCUGUCGUAGACUAAGUCUAGAGAUCUCACACCAUGUGUCUGUCAUAGACUAAGUCUAGAGAUCUCACACCUUGUGUCUGUCAUAGACUAAGUCUAGAGAUCUCACACCAUGUGUCUGUCAUAGACUAAGUCUAGAGAUCUCACACCAUAUGUCUGUCGUAGACUAAGUCUAGAGAUCUCACACCUUGUGUCUGUCGUAGACUAAGUCUAGAGUCUCACACCAUGUGUCUGUCGUAGACUAAGUCUAGAGAUCUCACACCAUGCGUCUGUCUUAGACUAAGUCUGAAGAUCUGACAUCAUGUGUCUAUCUUAGACUAAGUCUAGAGUCUCACACCAUAUGUCUAUCUUGGACUAAGUUCAAACAUCUCACACCAUGUGUCUAUCUUAGACUAAGUUCAAACAUCUCACACCAUGGAUAAAUAAGUCGCUGAUUUCAACACUGAUCAGAGAAUAUUGAAGUGAAUAGGUCCCUGAUUUUAUUCCUGGCUAGAGAAAGAUUUAUUCAGAAUCUAUGUUGUGUAUUGGUUUUAAUUAAUUUGACACAGUUGGAUAUUCACACUAAUAAAAUUUCUUAUGAAAUUA
Molecule: messenger RNA, 5132 nt
Organism: Ylistrum balloti
Lineage: Eukaryota; Metazoa; Mollusca; Bivalvia; Pectinida; Pectinidae
Product: glutamate receptor ionotropic, NMDA 1-like
Exons: 18
Coding region: 152-2857 (901 amino acids)
Biological process (GO): regulation of membrane potential; monoatomic ion transport; ionotropic glutamate receptor signaling pathway
Cellular component (GO): NMDA selective glutamate receptor complex; neuron projection; plasma membrane
Molecular function (GO): NMDA glutamate receptor activity
Source: RefSeq, a predicted model, not a curated record